AUGGUUGCUUUGAAGAAACUUUUCCAGACGGACAAGAGCGCCUCGCGGCCGUCCAGUGGCCUGGCAAUAGAAGUCGAGUCGACUCGGACGCACCUCCAUGCGGGCCUGCCAUCCCCCGGCUUGCCGUCACCCGGUGUCCCGUCGCCCGGUUUCAACCCUUCGCAGUCCUUGGAUGUCGCCCAUCAUUUCGAGCAGAUCGAGAAACAAUUCGAGGAUCUACAUGAUCGUCUCGAGGCCCGGCCGCCGUCUUCUCAGUCCCAGCUCCCUUUUGUAUCGAAUCAGUUUGCCCCCAAACCCCACAAUGGCCGACAUAUCGAUCUCCUCGAUGCGUUCUACUCGUCGGACCGGUAUCAAUCGACCAGCCAGGAUACUAUGUCGCCGCCCGUUAGUCCCUACAAUGAAGAUGUGGCGGAACGGAAUAUGACGCGCUUCAUGAGAAUCCAGCACCGGAAAGGGCACAAGAGCUCCCGCAUCCUCUCCGCAUUGUACCAGGAAGAUGUCGCGGACAGAAAUAUUGCCAAGUAUGGAGGCGCAUCGCGCUCGUGGUCCCGUCUCAGCUGUCGGUCGUCUCCGGCAGCCCCUGGGAUGGUUCGAACGUUCAGUCCUGACGGCCAAAGACGUGAACGCCGGAAGCCCAGUCCUGGCAAAUCCACCUGGUCGUCUGAAGAGGAUCUGCGGAAACGGUCGUCUUCACCAGACGAUGCCUCGGCUUCCUCGCGGUCCCACUCACGAAAUAGCCGUCUUCGACCUCAGCAAUCUGCACCCAGUUUGUAUGCGGAAGAGGACUCUACCCCACAGGAAGAGGCGCCUUCGAGCCCGGUCCAGCGCCUUGGUGUGCCUCCAGCUCAUAAGCAAGGUGACUGCUGGAGCAAUACGCCUUUACCGGAUAGUCCUACAUUGCCCAUGCCAAUAGGUGAUAGCGGCGGGAGUGCCGAGGGUCCCACGAUACUGCGUGCCCCUGUUACAACGGCUCGAACUUCGUCUUUGGGCCCGAAAUCGCGCUCUCCACCUUCUUCAUCCGGCUCGGGCUCGAAAAAGAAUGUCCGAGACCUCUCCAUCAACACGCAAUUGGCUGCGCAAGGCCGGCCAAAGCAAAAGAUUUCGCAUCGUGCGAUCCAACCCCCGACCCCCUCCAACUACGAAAUUAAGCGGACUCCCAGUAUUGCAGAGGUCAUGCACAGUCCCCUGCCGUCGGGCUCUGCUUCAUCCUCCCCCCGGUUCAAGGCCUCGGAGAUGAUGGACCUGUUCAACAAAGCGUACAGGUCCACACGGGCCGUCAGUCCUCACCCUACCUACGAGACGCUGCAGGACGCCAUCGUCCGCGAGAUCAACUCGCACGAGGCAUUCCGCCGGGUCCCCGUGCCGGAUGCUGGUCCUCCGUUCACGCCGUCGCCUAACCAGGUUGUGUUCGAUAAUGGCCCCGAACCGGUCAACCCGGAGCUGAACCGGAGUGCGUCUGCCAAAGAAAAGCCACCACCGCGUAUCAUCAGCAAAGGCUCGUUCAUGAAGCACAAGCGCAACUCCGAAUCUCGACGCAGUAUCUCUACCAGUGUCCCGUCCAAGGGCUACGACCGCAUCUUCCGCCGCGUGUCCAGCACUCCAGCCCGUCGGCGCCACACGGACGCCCCGCCUCCCUCUCCGGGCCUCCUGGCCGACAUCCAGCAGCCGCAACAGGAACCGGUCGUGCCUCGCGCAGGCACCAGCCAGCCACUGACCUACAUGGAUGUGCUGUUCCGCGCCGGCAACGACAAAUCCUCGACCCCGUCCAAGACCCCGCUGAUGUCCCGUAAACGAGGCCGAUCCGAAUCGGCCGCCACCAUCUCUGCAACCGCCGCCCGUGCCACCCCAGACAACCUGACCAGCACCCCCGGUGCAGUCUACUGCCUGCAGGCGCACUCGACCCCAUCAAAGGACGGCCACAGCAGCGUCUCGGUGGAAGACAGCGACGACGACAUCAUCCACCUCCCCAGCGUCGGCGCCCCGCCGCCGCGCGUCCAGAUCGAGGGCGUCGACGAAAACAACGUCCGAUAUGUCAUCGACACCACCAAGACCACCGACGCCCACAAGCUCAUGGGUUGGUCCCAGCGUUCGCGCCGUUCCAACUCCCCGCAAUUGUCUUCUGCUUCUGCUGCUUACCAGGAGAGCUUGUCUCCGCUGUCUCGCGCCCGGAUGCAGCUUCGUGGAUCCCGCUCUGUCGAGACCUAUUGA
This is a messenger RNA of Penicillium alfredii, 2208 nucleotides long. RefSeq lists its product as uncharacterized. NCBI's taxonomy places the organism in Eukaryota, Fungi, Ascomycota, Eurotiomycetes, Eurotiales, Aspergillaceae. Bases 1 to 2208 code for a protein of 735 amino acids. The record is from RefSeq and is a predicted model, not a curated record. The transcript has a single exon.